AUGAGUGGCCGAAAGAGCCGCGCAGCGGCGAAGGAGCAGUUAUCGUUAAGAGUAAACGGUGAGCAUGUAUGCUGUGCUGCUAUAAUAAACAAGAAUUGGGCCGUGACAGUAGCCUAUUGUAUAAUUAAAGAUCCCUUCAAGGAAAUUACUUUGUGCAGUGGAUCUUCCAUUCUUUACAAGAAUUGUACGGUUCAUCACGUAAUCAAAUAUUUCAUACACGAAAACUAUGAUAGUAUAAUCAAUGAUUAUAAUAUUGCUAUCAUUCAAGUAACACCUGCAUUUUCGUAUAAUAACACGGGAGCCAUAAAGUUAACAUCAAACAAACAUGUUCGUAAAAAUCUGGGGAUAACCUGUAGUUGGAGAUAUUAUCUGGUAAUAUGAAGAGAAGUAUCU
This is a messenger RNA of Pogonomyrmex barbatus (red harvester ant), 393 nucleotides long. Its product is annotated as hypodermin-A-like. The record is from RefSeq and is a predicted model, not a curated record. Lineage: Eukaryota; Metazoa; Arthropoda; Insecta; Hymenoptera; Formicidae.